AUGUGGAACAUACCCACCUUGAUUUCCGUACUUGUUGAAGACAGGAAGGCACCCAAGUAUAAACCCGAGAAGCUCCCUUCCGUCCAUCAAGGACUAUGUCCUCAGCAUCUUCCUAUCAUUGAGACCGACACAGAGUUACAAGCCCUUCUAAGCCAAGCUACCACAUGGGUAGACAAGCUUUUGGAUGUUAGCUCUACUCUCAAGCAUGCACACGAAAGCCACAUCGAUCUGUUGUUCAAGAGGCUUGCCCAGCAAGACAGCCUAGUGCAGCAACUUCACAAGCAUGGACAUAAACAUAAUCAAACCAAGAAUGCCGCCAGAGGUAUUAGGGCUUUGUUUCUGGCAAUGCAUGCCAACACCCUAACUGCCAAUAAAUAUUGGUACACCCACCAAGAGAUUCUGGCAGGGAUUGAGGAGAAGAUUAGGGACCGAAUCUCUCUCCCUGAUCACCGAUAUGCCACUUUUAUUGAUGCCAAGCAAGCUAUGUUAGAUGCAUGGCACACUAUCAUCCCCAAGCCAAGAGGAUAUCACAUCAGAAAUCGCACUCUCUCUGACAAGCACAUGGAGGAAUGCGCUCAAAACCUCCAGAAGAUAGCUGAAGCGUUGAAGUCUGCAGGUGCAGACCUAGUCCCACCCGGUGACCCAGUUCACAAGGGGAGGAAGCCCCGUACCCCUCCUAGUAACCAACCUGACGCUGACAGGAGCUCUUCCAGAGACUCCAACCAGAGCACAGCUCAAACAGAAGUCACCAACAGGGAAACCUCUAAUGUCAUGGACAAGGAUCCCAACCCGAAGCCUAUAAGCACCCAUACCCACAAGUUAACUAGAGGCAAGGGUAAAGCAGACUGCAUUAUCACUGAGGACACAAUGUCCGAUGCGACUGCAGACUUAGGUGGUCAUGAGUAGAUGAUGCCACCACUCCCAAUCAACAACCUGCAUGCUCAUGUAUGCUGAGGUUGAUUGUACCUGUCUGUAUUUAUCAUCGGUGCUGGACACCCAAGUCACACUUAACAAAGUUUUGCACCUUUAUUUAUCAUUGACCUCCGUCACACAAGGCAGUUGGGCACUUACCACCCUUAUUAUGGAGCAGUCAACUAGCCAGUAGUAGAGACAGCAUCCAUGUCAGAGAGAAGCCAACAUACCGUGGAC
Cantharellus anzutake is the source of this 1149-nucleotide messenger RNA. RefSeq lists its product as uncharacterized. The transcript is spliced from 3 exons. The coding region runs from base 1 to 906 and encodes 301 amino acids. The record is from RefSeq and is a predicted model, not a curated record. NCBI's taxonomy places the organism in Eukaryota, Fungi, Basidiomycota, Agaricomycetes, Cantharellales, Hydnaceae.